This is a messenger RNA of Dreissena polymorpha, 3837 nucleotides long. RefSeq lists its product as uncharacterized. The transcript is spliced from 5 exons. Bases 343 to 2793 code for a protein of 816 amino acids. NCBI's taxonomy places the organism in Eukaryota, Metazoa, Mollusca, Bivalvia, Myida, Dreissenidae. The record is from RefSeq and is a predicted model, not a curated record.
UAAAAUAGAACACAUAAACCUAACCAAUACGCGGUUAACAUUGUUGUGCAGAGGUUAACUACACAAUAGGUUUACACGAGCAGAACUUAUAAAUACGAGUGUUAAACUUUUGCGUAUAGUUAGUAAUGGCUUCUUUGCGUGUAUAACGUGUAAAAUAAAACGGCGCUUUUUACAAAAGAAGCACCGACAAAAUGCUGUGAAAGGCCUGUUCCAAGUUUUGGAAUCCAUUGCUGCCAUGCCAUAUAGGGAGAUUACUGCGGCUGUGUGGCUGUGACCGACAACAACAACAACAUCUUGUAAACAUGAGAUAAAAUCCUGCCAUUUAGUGCCAUUUAAAAUCAGAUGGUGACUGCUUACAAAGGAAUUGAAACAAUGCAGCAACCAGCUUCUUCCACAUUUAUAAAGCCAGAACGAGUUGACCCGGCGUUUCUGCCUCCCAGUUACCACUUGCAACAGCAGCAGCAACAAAAUCAUCUGCAACAGCAACAUAAAUCCAUGCCCCCCAAUGUUCAUUCUCAGGUACCGCCUGUGGUUUCAGUUAACACAGGUAAAGACGCAAAACCAAAUGAAAGCCCUGCUGUCGAUUCCAUAGAGAUGCAGCCUGACUUUCCGAGCAUCAAAGGAGUGUUUGGAUGGACAACAAUGGAUAACGUCAACAUUCCGCAUAUCUUGCGCGGUGAUAAAAAGUUCGUCUCUGUACGAAUUGUUGAACAAAAGCUUUUAAGCAGAUAUCCAAACUCUUACCCCGAUGACCUAGGAAAACAUGCUCCGCUUACUAGUUUUUUUAUUACAAGCAACGAAGCCAAAUUGUACAAUGAAAUAAAUGUACAGCAUUGUGAAUGUGAAUACGGGAAAAAGGAAUUCAACACCAAAGAACUGAUUGUUUUGCUCUCGGACUUCGUUCGGUUUUACGAACUUGUAAAAAAGACCUUUCCUGAUGCGGCCGCUGCAAGAGCCGCCCAGAUUGCACGCGAUUCUGUCGGCUGGCUACAGAUUAAAAACACAGUGACUCCGUAUGUGAAACGUGCUGAUGGUAACAAGUAUGUACCUCUAAAUGUGAUACAGUACGCAGCAGGGUUAUUGACAAAUGGUAAGGUUAAGGGAUCUCUUCCAACAGAGGUAGAAUGCCAAAUGUUAAACGAGGCUUGUAAAGUGGCAGGUGUUGAAUUCGUUUUUUCGGACGCUACAACAAGGUUAAUCUGUGUAAAUGAUGUCGCGUAUAACACUUCUGUAGAUAUUAUUGAAUUGCCGUCCAACAACCCACUCAAACAUGCCACAUACAUGGAAUUACCAACAAGCACAGGUAAGCAAGUCGAGAGUUCAAAACCCUCCAAUGUUCCGAUCCAAGAGGUUGUCCAUAAAAUCAAUCCAAGUUCGCAAUCCUACACGUUUCAACCAAAUCCACAGCUUGAUGCCAUUCGUGCACAAAUUCAAGGAUCACUUACAAACCGAAACGGACCCGUUUCACAAAUGCCUCAAAUGGCCAUGCCACCAAGACCGGUUUACUCUAGUAACAUGUUUUUUGACCAAAAUACCGAUCGACGUUUUGCUAGAAUAUCAAAUGGCCCACCAAACAUGAGUGUUAAUCCAAAUACUGCUGCAAGUCGCACGGGUACCCAAAUGCAUGAUAUGCUUCAACACACCAGAGGCCCAUCUGGAGGGGUUCCAAUAAACCAUAAUAAUAUGAACGCUGUAGAUCCUCUAUCGUCACGAAGGUCACCGGGAUGUAGCUCAAAUACAUCACCUCGCUCCCGUCCCCCGUCGCUGUCUCGGCCCCCAUCCGGAUCUCCACUUUCACCUGGGCUGCCUUCACCGCAUCAGUUUCCACAGUUCAACACUUCUGCCAUUGAACAGGCAUAUCGCGUUCAACAAAUGGUGACAAAUGACCAACAGAUACAGAAUAUGUAUGCUCAGAGAUAUCUUAACACAUCUUCAAUAUCAAAUCAAGAAUCAACCACUGCUAGUGCUUCUAGUAUGUCCUAUCAGCGCGUGCAUCCAAAUGCAAACCAGGAAAUACCAGGGUUGUUUAGUCCCACAGGAACUAAUAUUUCUCCACACAAUACAGACGAUGUACGUAAAACGGCUGUUGGAAAUUCUCUUCCUCCGUUACUUCAGAUGGCUAACAAUCCUAGAAAUCCUUUAGGCUCGCCACCUGGUACAACCCAGAGAACUACAAAUGGUCAUGUAACAAGGUAUGCAUGUCAACCAAUACUGCCGAAACAGGUCGAACAACCUAAACCACAGUCUUUAACUGCUGUAAACACUCACCAGUCUUUAGUGGGUAGCAGUAUAAAAGGUGCAUGGUUAAACAGCAAAAGUAUAUCUUGUUUGUUCAUUGAACAAGGCAAUAGAAUGGGUCAGUAUUGCUUGGUCGAAGCAGUGUGUAAACUUUACUUUAAUGGCUGCAGUGUCACAGAGUUCUUGUUUGCCUUAGAAAAAGUGCUUAAUGUCCCUUUAAUAACGUGUACCGAUGCAGAGGAAAAGGCCUUUAUAAAUUAUUACAGUUUGCCAGUUACAGAAUUAAAGUGCAACAAAAUGAUUAAGUUCAGUGACUUAGAGAAAUAUUUUCCUCAGUUAACAUACAUGUUUCCCAGCAAAGAAGCCAUUGCGCAGAGUGAAACUGACUUUAGUUCCAAAGACAACGACACAUUUGACUAUUCGACGAACCUCAACGGUAUUACGCUUAGCGGGAAACGCAGCCUGGAGAGAGAGACAUGUCCACCAUCCAAACAACAAAGACACGAAGGCUAUGAUAAUAAAGAUACAGAAGACGCAGUCAUUAUUUUGGAUUGAGAGCUUCAAUUAACUGAUUAGACUAUUUAAUUUGAUGAUUAUAUAUGUGGUUACAGAAAAGAACCAAGGCCAGCGAUUUCGGACAUCAUCGAACUAAAUCAAAAAUGUAUCAUGAUAGUGGUUGUAACAAAAGAUACUUCAGUUGUCAGAUUUUGUUUCGUUUAUGUUCUGUAGUUCAAGCAGUGCAUCAACGUUGCUCCAAUAAAAACAACCGCAUCCUACUUAAGGUAUCAUUUUAUUUAAAGCACCAACAUAAUUGUCUAGACUACUAGAAUGGCUGUAGAAUGCACUUCUGAGAAUUUACUUGCAGCAUCUGCUUGUUGAGUCUUCUUUAUAUAAAAUAAAAGAAUAUAUGGUCGAUCUGUUGUUAUUGAUGUAAACUAUGAAUAAACAUUUUUUGUGAAAUGUAGGAGACUGAAAGAUUUGUACCUAACUCGUUGUGAAACAGUGUUACAAAAUUAAGUUAAUAUUGAAGAUGAUAUUGUUAAAUAAGUCAUUAAUCUUUUUGAGCAGCCUUUUUUUAUAUCUAGUUGUAUUGUUUUAAUUUCUCUUCCUUUCUUUGUCCUCAGUUUCUCAGGUUUUAAAAUAAUUUUGCGCUCGUGAAAGUAUUAUCUUAUAACAGUUGGUUUUGUAUAAGUUCAUAACUUAGUUUGUUUCUCAUUGUUGGAUAUAACAUGAUAACCCUGCUAACUUUUAUUUAAACGUAAGCGAUUACUAUUAUCUGUAAUCUGCUACUGUUAGAAGCAUUUUGUUGUUUUUACUAUUUUAGAUUUUACAUACGUGUAGUAUGAAAUUAAAAUUAUUUUAGUGUUAUCAAGAGUAGCGCUGAGGAAUGUUGCACUUUUCAUUAAAUUACUAUUUAUAUGCAAUUGAUGUCAAUAAAACGUUGUUUUUUAGUUUGGUAAAGUUUAUAAAGUUAUGUUACAGAUAGUACAUACAUCCCGUGUUCUCUGAUCUGGGCAUUAGUACAGAUAUUUGCAUUUACUACGUCCAUUUUCACCACGCAUUUGUCUCAUGAUUCAUGCAAUAAAAAUAGUGAAUUUA